AUGAGUGACAAGUCUCAGGUUCCGGUAGAGGCUGCAGGUGGCGCAAAGCCGCUGGUCGCCUUCCUGGGGCCCCAGGCCUCGUACACCCACCAGGCUUCGUUGCAGGCCUUCCCCGAGGAUCAGUGGGAGCUGAGGCCGGUCGUCACCAUCACGGACAUUUUCGAGGUCGUGCAAGCCGGCGAGGUGGCCUUCGGCGUCGUCCCCGUCGAGAACUCGACCAACGGCUCCGUCCUCUUCACCCUCGACAACUUCGCCGACCGCAACAGCCUGUAUCCGGACCUCUCCGUCUGCGGCGAGAUCUACCUGGACGUGCACCACUUCCUCGUCGGCCGGCGCCCGUCCCGCGCCCUCGACGACGCCGCCGGCCCCGGCGACGGCUCCGGCGCCUGCACGCCCACCGCCUCGGACCCCAACCCGCUCAAGCCCCGGACCAAGCCGCUCUGCAGCCUCAAGCACGUCCAGCGGCUGUACUCGCACCCGCAGGCCUGGGGCCAGUGCGUGGCCUUCCUGCAGACCUACCUCAAGGGCAUCGAGGCCAUCGACGUCAGCUCGACGAGCCGCGCCGCGGAGCUCGUCUCCAUGGACGAGACGGGCACCUCGGCCGCCAUCUCGAGUGAGAUCGCCGCCCGCAUGCACGGCAUCGACGUGCUGGCGCGCAGCAUCGAGGACCGCGAGGACAACACGACGCGCUUCUUCAUCGUCCGCAAGGGCCUGGGUGGCAGGAUGCCGGACCACUGCGAGCGCAAGAGGGGCAGGACCAAGUCGAUGGUGUCCUUCACCGUCCCGCACGAGGCCCCCGGCGCGCUGGCCGACGUGCUCGAGUGCUUCCGCCGGUUCAAGCUCAACCUCACGAGCAUCAACAGCAGGCCGAGCCUCACGGGCCCGUUCACGUACGUCUUCUUCGUCGAGUUUGAGGGGCACAGGUUCCAGGACCCGGACGGGAGGGUGAAGGGGGCGCUGGAAGGGGUGUUCAUGGCCCGCCGGGACAAGCUGGCAUGUGUUCAUGAGCCGUUUGGCGAUGCGUUCUAUUACGGUCCCGAACGCAUGGCUGAGCGUUUUGAGAACGACGCCGAGGGCAGAGAAAAGUCUGGAUUCUCCGACACGACGUACGCCGACGUGCUGAGGCAGAUCGAGGAUGCUGGCAAAGAGGGCAACAAGCGCAUUUUCUUGAAGGACAUGGCCCAGUACCUCCUGGCUCCCAAUGCCGGCAAGACCGCCAUCGCUCCGUCGGCCGGCUCCGUGCCGGAGGCCAACAACCCGACCGUGCUGCCGAUUGAGACGCUGCGCAAGUUCCAGUGGACUUUCCUCAUCCGCCACCCGCGCCGCUCCAUCCCCUCUUACUACCGCUGCACCGUCCCGCCCCUGGACGAGGUGACGGGUUUCUACAACUUCAUGCAGUGUGAGGCCGGCUACGUCGAGCUGCGCCGCCUUUUCGACUUCCUCGUCAAGGAGGGCAUCGUCGACUCCAACAACCUCAUGGUCGUCGACGCCGAUGACCUCCUCGACAACCCCGAGGGCAUCAUCCGCGCCUACUGCGAGCACGUCGGCCUCGACUUCACCGACAACAUGCUCAACUGGGGCGAGGAGGACACCAAGAUCGCCCAGGAGAAGUUUGCCAAGUGGACCGGCUUCCACGAGGACGCUCUCGGCAGCACCUCGCUGAAGCCGCGCAACAAGGCGCAUAAAAAGGUCAUCACCCGCGAGUCAGAAGAAGCCGAGUGGAAGCAGAAGUUCGGCGAGAAGGGUCUCCAGGAGAUCCGCAAGUGCGUCGACGACAACGUCAAGGAUUACGAAUAUCUCAAGAAGUUCGCUAUCCGGGUCUAA
Molecule: messenger RNA, 1824 nt
Organism: Colletotrichum karsti
Lineage: Eukaryota; Fungi; Ascomycota; Sordariomycetes; Glomerellales; Glomerellaceae
Product: prephenate dehydratase
Exons: 6
Coding region: 1-1824 (607 amino acids)
Biological process (GO): L-phenylalanine biosynthetic process
Cellular component (GO): cytoplasm
Molecular function (GO): prephenate dehydratase activity
Source: RefSeq, a predicted model, not a curated record